Cheilinus undulatus (humphead wrasse) is the source of this 2580-nucleotide messenger RNA. It is a transcript of the gene kcnj16a, whose product is annotated as potassium inwardly rectifying channel subfamily J member 16. Lineage: Eukaryota; Metazoa; Chordata; Actinopteri; Labriformes; Labridae. Gene Ontology annotation, molecular function: inward rectifier potassium channel activity. Gene Ontology annotation, cellular component: plasma membrane. The transcript has 2 exons. The record is from RefSeq and is a predicted model, not a curated record. Bases 103 to 1365 code for a protein of 420 amino acids. Gene Ontology annotation, biological process: regulation of monoatomic ion transmembrane transport; potassium ion import across plasma membrane.
GACCACUGAGCUACUGUACAACCCUGAGGAGAGCGUCACAGCCAGGCACAAACACUCCUGCAGCCGAGUCAGCUUCAGUUUUUUACUUUAAGACUCUUGAAGAUGCCUAAGCAGUAUACCUCAGUCAGCCCCACUGACAUCAGUGUGAAGUCGGAGAAUGGGCCCCAGCCGAGGAAAUAUCGAUAUGUACGUAAAGAAGGCACCUGCAAUGUCGUGUUCCGCCAUGUUCCGGAGGAGUGGCUACUGUUUGUGACCGACAUCUUCACCACGUUGGUGGAGAUCAGAUGGAGGGUGAUGUUCCUGAUCUUCGCCUUGUCUUACAUCCUGUCCUGGCUCUUCUUUGGGAUACAGUAUUGGGUUAUCGCUCUCGCUCAUGGAGACAUGCAGAACCACACUAAUGAUCCGUGCAUGUAUGAAGUACGCAGCUUCACAGCUGCCUUCCUGUUCUCCCUGGAGACUCAAACCACCAUUGGCUAUGGUUCUAGAGGGAUGUCAGAGAACUGUAUGAUUGCUAUUAUCAUUGUGACUAUACAAGAUGUGAUCAGCUGCUUCAUCGACACGUUUGUCAUUGGAAUUGUUGUCGCCAAAAUGGCGUCUGCUAGAAAGAGGGCACAGACGGUCGGCUUUAGUAAUUGUGCAGUCAUCAACCUUCGCGAUGGUUUCUUGUGUCUCUCCUGGAGGGUCGGGGACUUCCGCCGGAAUCACCUGGUGGAAGGGACAGCUCUCGCUCAGAUAGUCCGCUCUACGGUUCACACUACAGGGAAAGUGGAUGUGACCUACGAAGAUCUGCUCAUCAAGCAGAAAGACAUCAUCCUGGUCACUCCGACCACAAUCUGCCACAGGAUAGAACCCGGCAGCCCUCUGUUCAAGAUGAGUCUAGCUGACCUAAGGAAAGCAGACUUUGAGCUGGUGGUGUCUUUUACCUACACGGACGACUCUACAGGUAUGCUGCAUCAGACCCGGACCUCGUACACUCCUUCUGAGAUCCUCUGGGGCCAGUUGUUCCAGGAGAUGAUCCGGGUCAGCAGAAGGCACUACAGAGUGGACUACACCUUGUUCAAUCAUACCGCUAAGGUUCUAGUCCCUGAGGUCAGCGCAGAGGAAUACGAAAUUAAGAAGCAGCUGAGGCCUUCUCCCCGACACUCGCCCCGACAUUCUCCUCGCCUCUCACCUAGAUCCUCCCCACGUGCUGCUCCAAAGUUACAGCUGCAAAAUCAUGAGGACAAACUUCUGAAACCCCCAACGGUUAUGGUGGAACUCGUGAAUGACAGCCAUCCCGAUGCAAGUCAUUCAACGUCUGACGCAGACAGUCAUCAUCCAAAUACUUUGACCCUGCCUAGUGACCUUAAAAGUUCAGAUGUAUAAAAGAAGGGCCAGGAUGUUUGAGGAGUCCUCAUACUGUGGUUAUUGUCCAUUUCUACAAAAACACACACUGAUAAAGGGAACUACAGAGGAACCUGACUUGAUGUUAGCUCUGCUGGUGAUUGUAUUUUAGCAAGUUACUUUUUUAAUGAGAUGCUCUGGCUGCGUGUGCAUUUUUUGAACAAAGACCCAAGCACUGUCAGCUUGAAAAAUGGCUGCCCCUUUACUCUAAUGGAAGGUCCUUAUACAUGUGUUAAACACAGGAUUCUGAAGGGAUGUGUUUGCAAUAUGGUGCAGGAUUUUUUAUGUAGUGGGCGUAGUAAUCAUAAGCACUGUAAAUGACUCAUUAGGGUUUCAAAAAGCUCCCUCAAGUCUUCUCUAAGGAAAUACCAAAAAGGCACCAGCAGAUGAACAAGUUUAGCUUAGUAGGAGUCUUGAAUGCAAAGGCUGCAAUCCAUGACCCAUCAGCCUCAGGUUCAUCUCACCUUUAGUGUUUUUAUUGAUUUCUACCUAUUUCCCUUUAUCCCAUAUUUUCUUGUUUGCUGUCCAAUCAAAAAUGCAAACAGCCUAACACUUAUCUUAGAAAAUGAAACACUUUCGAGAGGGACCCGGAUGCAUCGGAGGACCUCCACUUCACACCGGAAGUCGGACGAGCGCCGCCAUAUCUCGUCUUCUAAUACAGGAAGUCACUUGAACUGAAUGGUUGUUUUCAUUGUGCAUCGCCACCAUAUUAAUACAGGCAAGUUCGUCACAUAAGGAAAUAUAAGUAGACAAAAAACGUGACUUUUCGGACUAACAAGCACCCCAAUUACAUAAGAUACAUUUUAUUAAGUCGAUUUAUGAUCCCAAUUCAAGUAUCACUUUGCACAGACAUAAUAUGUGACUGGACUGUGCACAUUUUUGGAAUAAAAAGCUCAAGCAACAAAAUUACAUGGAUUUUAAUAUAUCAUGUAAUAAAUUAUCCAUAUAAAAAUAAUAACUAAUGGUGAAAUAUAAGUAAAUAAAAAGAAGACGUAAACCGUUUUUAGUGUACAGUCUAUUUUGGCGGAAGUGGUCCGGCACAAUAAAUGCUGAACCGGAAGUACUUCGUAUACGUGUGAAAAGGCCUUGUUGUGCAAGUUAUGGGAAUAAAAAGGUCAAACAAUCAGAUUAAUAUAUAUAUACACAGUGCUUAACAAAUUUAUUAGACCACCACCCAAAGUAAGGUUUAUGCCACAG